This is a messenger RNA of Mesorhabditis belari, 807 nucleotides long. Lineage: Eukaryota; Metazoa; Nematoda; Chromadorea; Rhabditida; Rhabditidae. The record is from the annotation of a GenBank genome assembly.
AUGGGUCGCGGAAAGGGCAGCUCGGUGCUUCCGAUCACGACGAACGUCCGUGCUGACAUCGAGAUGCUGAAGAAAAUGUUCGAACGGACGAAGAGAACGCGAUUCGACGACUUUUUCGCCGAAUUCGAGGCGCUCGAGUUCCACAAGGUCUACGCAAAUCACGCGAAACCGGAGGUGCUCAUCGAGUUCACCGAAAAUUUGUACCAAAUUGCACUUAGCUACACGAAUCUGGAUUACACCCACCUGAAUGCCCAAAAGCGAAGGGAGCCGAUGGAGCGGCCGGUUGGUGAUCGAAUCUUCGGAUGCUAUUUGUUGUUCGCACUGUUCCACGCGCAGCCUCCCAAGUGCAAGGUGCCAAUUCAUGUCACAAAUCAGCGACUAAAGCAAAUGAGAACUCUUGGCGAGGCGUGUCUACAGAAAGGAAACCCGGACGUGCAGUAUUCGAUUGAGGAACUAAAGAAGAUUGAUGCUUUCAAGUUGAUUCCAUACGAUAAGAUCAAAUGGGAUCCGGAAACAGUGACCGAUUUCGAGCACGAAUAUGAACGAUUGGACGACCCGGAUCAUUACGCAGUGAACCCUUUCGAAAAUUUGGCGCAAAUCGUGGAAGGAGAAAGCUACAAAGAGGUGAUCAAGAUGUUAGAAGAUUCGAGUUUGGGCGAACGAUUCAGAAACUAUCUCCUCGCGAUGAAAUUUUUGGCCGAGACGACACUUUUUAGCACAGACGCUACAUCAAAUGCUUUUGACGACACGCUUCUCAUCAAGAAAUGUGUAGCCAAACGGGCAAGCAAGAAGCGACAGCGGCAAAAA